AUGUUGGAAGAAAUUCAUACAGAAGAGAUAGUACUUAUCUCUGAAGACUCAGUCGACUGUCGCGACUUCCAUCUGCGGAAGAAAGCAAUGAAAAUUAUGGAGCAGGCAGAAGAGGAUGACCGUUCGUCUGCUAGAUUAGCGAAAAUCAUAACUAUCAAAAUUGGAGCCCGAAUCAUGUUAAGACGAAACAUUGAUGUGACCAUCGGUUUAGUCAAUGGAACAAUUGGUGUUGUAACAUCUAUCGCCCAAUCCCUUGUGAAAGUAAAAGAAUACAUCAACUCCAUCACCAUAAAAUUGGAAUCUGGACGACAGUUUCCAAUUUGUCUGAGCUAUGAAAUGACAAUACAUAAGAGCCAGGGUUUGAGUUUACGCAAUGCUGUCAUCGAUAUACGACAAACAAUAUUUUCUUAUGGUGAAACUUACGUAACUUACGUUGCGCUACAAGAGUAA
Messenger RNA from Diachasmimorpha longicaudata, 450 nucleotides. Its product is annotated as ATP-dependent DNA helicase PIF1-like. Lineage: Eukaryota; Metazoa; Arthropoda; Insecta; Hymenoptera; Braconidae. The coding region runs from base 1 to 450 and encodes 149 amino acids. The record is from RefSeq and is a predicted model, not a curated record. The transcript has 2 exons.